Messenger RNA from Daphnia pulicaria, 1582 nucleotides. Its product is annotated as alpha-(1,3)-fucosyltransferase C-like. Gene Ontology annotation, molecular function: alpha-(1->3)-fucosyltransferase activity. Bases 95 to 1483 code for a protein of 462 amino acids. Gene Ontology annotation, cellular component: membrane. The transcript has 2 exons. Lineage: Eukaryota; Metazoa; Arthropoda; Branchiopoda; Diplostraca; Daphniidae. The record is from RefSeq and is a predicted model, not a curated record.
UUGGCCCAAGCUUAGACGUGCACAUCCAAUGGUCUCUGGUUGUUAAUAAUUCCCAAUUGUCUUACUGCGGUGUUGUUGAUGCAAGUAGUGAGCCAUGACAAGCCAUAAAUCUCUGGUAAUCGUGUCGCAAGUGAUUUCCAAACGAAAAGCCAAAUCGCUGCUGCAGACUAUUGGUCGACGCCUCUUUUGCCGGAGGAAAAAUUGGGCCAGCAUCAGAAGAAGAACCCAAUGGCUUGUCUUGGUCAUUUUGUUUGUGUUACCUUUCAUCUUUUUAUUGAUGUGUGUUGUUCUAUUUAAAAAUGAUCAGAUGGAAGACUUGACUGUGAUUGAAUUGAUGGGCGAUAAUAAAAUGCCCAGUCGUCUGGCAUCGGAACCCAAAAGGAAAAAGUUAAAACGGAUUUUAUACUGGACAGAGUAUUUCGGAACCAAAGACUAUCCGUUCAAACUGGGUCACCAAUCGUUCAAAAUGGCCGGCUGUCGUGUGAGCAAUUGCCAAUUAACGGACGAUCGAAAUCUAUUGAAUACCAGCGAUGCCGUCAUCUUCCACAUCAAUGAUUUCGACGACAGAGACCUGCCGGACCCGCACCAUCGACUUGCCCAUCAACGGUUCAUCUUUUACAAUUUCGAAACGAUGGAUGGAUAUCAAGACUAUCCAUUUUUCAAGAAAACUCACAACUUUUUCAACUGGACAAUGACCUAUCGGCGUGAUUCAGACAUUUACGACGCCUGGACUUAUGGCGCCAUUCGACGCCGGACCAACGCCCUUCCACCACCGACCAGCAUGCCCGUCAGACUGGGCCUGGAUGUCCUUCCGCCUGAUCCAGCUGCCAUGAUGAUGCCCAGAAGUCGACACUUAUUGCUGGCCAAAAAGACGAAAAUGGUCGCCUGGUUCGUGUCUCAUUGCCGCACUGAGAGUCUCAGGGAGAAAUAUUUCCAGUGGCUGGGCCAGCACGUCCCUAUCGACACCUACGGCACUUGCGGAUCACUCACGUGCGUUCCGGUGCGGAGUGACAAGUGCGACGUUGAGUUGCUGGACAGUUACAAGUUCUACGUGGCGGCCGAGAAUGCCAUUUGUCCCGAUUACGUCACAGAGAAAUUCUACCGGGCACUGGCCGCUGACAUUGUGCCCAUCGUCUACGGAGGUGCCGAUUACUCGGCCUACGCCCCGCCCUCUUCAUACAUUAACGCGGGAGAUUUCAAAUCGCCAAAAGCCCUGGCCGAUUAUUUAAAGUUACUGGACCAAAACGACGGCCUCUAUCUGAAAUAUUUCGAAUGGAAAAAAGAUUACGAGGUGGUCAACUGGCCAGUCAGCGGCUGGUGUCAACUUUGCGAGAAACUCAACGAUGCCCAGCAGACACCCAAAGUCUACCAGGACAUGACGGACUGGUGGUUCCAUAAACAUAUCCCGUGUCUAUCCGGAUAUGAUUACCUUGAACAUUUACUCCAACAAGACGCCAAAGAUAACAGCAAAGAUGAUUUGUAGUUAAAUAUGUGCUUGAUAGUUAAAUUUAAUUCAUUUCAAAAUGAUGGUCUAUAUUGAGUUAUAUCUGUGAUCUCUGAUGUUUUAAUAAAGACGUAAUUU